GGCCCCGCCCGGCUCCACCCGGCCCCGUUCCGCGCCGCUCCGCUCCGCUUCUCCGCGCUCGCAGGGCUAUGGCCGAGUGGGCCCCCGCUCAGGACCUGGAGUGGGCCAUGGAGCCCCAGGAGCUGUCCCUGGAACAACCCCUGGCCGCCCCCGAGGAAGGGCCCGGCAGGGAGGCCGAGCUGCCCGCCGCCGAGAUCUCGGUGACGCUGGUGACGGAGGUGCAGGCCGUGGACAGGAAGGUGGAGGCGCAGGCGGCCCAGCUGAUGAACCUGGAGGGCAGGAUGAGGAUGGCUGAGAGCAAACUGAUCGGCUGCGAGAGGACGGCCGUGGAGUUCGGCAACCAGCUGGAGAGCAAAUGGACGGCCCUGGGCACCCUCAUCCAGGAGUACGGGCAGCUGCAGAAGAGGCUGGAGAACAUGGAGAACCUGCUGAAGAAUAGGAACUUCUGGAUCCUGCGCCUGCCCCCGGGGGCCAAGGGGGAAGUCCCCAAGGUCCCCAUGGCGUUUAACGACACUUCAUUUAGCUUCUCGGAGGACGAGUGGAAGAACUUGAACGAGUGGCAGAAAGAGCUUUACAGGCAUAUCAUGAAGGGCAACUACGAGGCCGUGAUCUCGAUGGAUACUGCAAUUUCAAAACCUGACCUCCUGUCACGGAUUGAGCAAGGAGAGGAUCCCAAUGCUGAGGACCAGGAUGACUCUGAGGGAGGAGAAACCCCUACGGAUCCCAGCACCGAGUUUUUCUUCCCCGGUCCCGAUGACAACUCGUGGAGUAAAUAUGAAGAUACCCUGGCUGAAAGUCACUACGGUUCUGAAGAAGAAGAAGAGGAAGAAGAAGAGAGCAUGGAGGCUCCCAAUACAUAUGCGCAGCAGUGUGACGAGGAAUGCCCCGACAGCCUUGAGCUUCCUGGCUCGUUAGCGGGAAAGUGGGAUGACGUUUUCUCAAACCCAGAGGAAGAGUUGAAGCCAAGCAGCAAGAAUCGGAGCGGGUCGGGCCCACAGCAGAGAGGUGCGGCGGGCAAUGGGCUGAGGCGCUCCUCGCGCCGUGGGAGGGAACUGUCAAAGAAGGAAGCUCCCGAGGAAAUGGCCGCAGAGGAGGGGCCGUACAUCUGCUGCGAGUGCGGGCAGAGCUUCCUGGACAAGGAGCUCUUCGCAGCCCAUCAGAGAGCUCACAUGGACGAGGAAGCCUGCACGUCCCUGGAAGCCGGGGAAAGCUUCAGGCAGAAAUCCAAAUCCUCUGCGAAAGGCCAACGCUCCAGGCCGUCCAAGCGCGCCAAUUCAGAGAAGGGCUCUGGUUACAAGUACGGCUUUGUCAGGCCAAACAACAUGGUGGAAAGACCCUACACCUGCUCCCAGUGCAAAGAGAGCUUCAGCCUGGAGGUGAGCCUCAUCUUGCACCAGAAGCUCCAUACGGGGAAGGGUGACGGGCCGCUGACCUGCACCUACUGCGGGAAGGACUUCCGGGACCUCUCCAAAGCCAUCCGCCAUCAGCGCAUCCACACGGGGGAGCGGCCGUACCAAUGCACCGAGUGUGGGAAGAGCUUCAUCCGCCGGGACCACCUGCUGAAGCACUGGCGUGUCCACACCGGGGAGACCCCGUACCAAUGUCCCGUCUGCGGGAAGCACUUCCGCUACAAAGAGUCGCUGAAUUGUCACCAGAAAAUCCACUCCCGCAACCCCCGGCCCAUGGAUGAGGCGUUGCAGCACAACCUGGAGUCGGCCACUCAAACCAGCCUCUUCUGUUUGAAAACAGAAACCAAGCAGUACUCCGCUCCGCCCCGCCCGGCUGCGGCCCCCGGCGCGGCCCGCGCGGCGGCGGACGGCGGCCCGCCCGCCCCCUGCCGGCGCGGCGGGGCAGCGGCGGGGCCGGAGCGCGGAGCGCGGAGCGGCGGAGCCGGGACCCGGAGCCGCUCGGUCUCUCCCCCCCCCCUCCCACCACCGGCUCAGACGCCCCGAGGAAGCAGCGAACGGGCGCCGGAUCCUCCCGGCCGCGGCCCCCCCGGGGCACCGGGCAGGGAACAAAGGGCCAUGGCCGAGGGGGCUCCCGCUCAGGUUCCGGAGUUGGGGAUGCGGCCGCGCUGCCCCUCACCCUUCCAGAGAGGAAGCAGCACCUGCACCUCGGAGCGCGAGACGCAGACGGCAGAGCUGUCCCUGACGGUGGUGACGGCCGUGCAGGCGGUGGAGAGGAAGGUGGACUCCCAUGCCACCCGCCUGCUGGACCUGGAGGGCCGCACCGGGGUGGCCGAGAAGAAGCUGAUCGACUGUGAGAAAACGGCGACGGAGCUGGGCAACCAGCUGGAGAGCAAAUGUGCCGCGCUGGGCACCCUCAUCCAGGAGUACGGGCUGCUGCAGCGGCGCCUGGAGAACAUGGAGAACCUGCUGAAGAACAGGAACUUCUGGAUCCUGCGGCUGCCCCCCGGCAGGAAGGGAGAGGUGCCCAAGGUGCCGGUGACGUUUGACGACGUGUCCGUCUGUUUCAAUGACAAGGAAUGGGAGAAGCUGGAGGAGUGGCAGAAGGAGCUGUACAAGAAUGUGAUGAAGGGGAACUACGAGUCGCUCAUCUCCUUGGACUAUGCAAUCUCCAAACCUGGCGUUUUGUCCCAGAUCGAGCAGGGGGAGGAACCGCGGGUCAGGAAUGAGCAGGACUUGGAGGAGAGUGAGAUGAUGAGCGAUGCCACCGCAGCCGGGAUCAGAGUCGUGAUCAAAACGGAGGAGCUGCUUCCAGAGGACAGCCCCGAGAACCCAGAGCUGCACGGGAUGUCAGGGCAGUCAGAGGGCAGCUUCCAGAGCCCGGAUGAGGAGGCCGCCUGCGAGAGCCCCUACGGCUCCGUGUCCCCUCCCCGAGAGCUGCCGGGCACCAGCCUGGGAGACCCCUCCGAGUACGUCGGGGACUACAACGAGAUCCAGAGGGUCAUCGUGCACCAUGGGAGCUGCACAGAGGACGGCGUCGUGAUCAAGACGGAGGAGGAGGAGGAGGACGACGUGGACGAGCCGUGCUCCAUGUUCUCGGGCCGCAGCGACCCGCCGGCGUUCCCCAGCCACGAGGCCGGGCUGGGCUGCGAGGCGCAGUGCAGCUCCAAAGCGGCUCCGCGCAGCCUGGCGGCCGCCCGCGUGCACAAAAGCCCGUCCUGCGAGAGGGACGCGGGCGAGAUGAAGCCGGCCAUGGCGCAGCAGCAGCGCAACCGCACCAGGGAGCGGCCCUACAUCUGCCCCGAGUGCGGGAAGAGCUUCAUGCUGAAGAUCAACUUCGUGAUCCACCAACGCAACCACCUCAAGGAGGGCCCCUACGAGUGCCACGAGUGCGACCUCAGCUUCCGCAACAAGCAGCAGUUCCUGCUGCACCAGCGCAGCCACACGCGCCGCGGCGUGGGGGUCCCGCGCCGCCCCGAGCACGGCCUCAAAGCCCCGGCGCGGCCGCCGGCCCCGGGGAAGCCCUACAAGUGCUCGGAGUGCGAGAGCAGCUUCAGCCACAAGUCCAGCCUCAGCAAGCAUCAGAUCACCCACGUCGGGGAGCGGCCCUUCACCUGCGGCGAGUGCCGGCGCAGCUUCCGCCUGCAGAUCAGCCUCAUCAUGCACCAGCGGAUCCACGCCGGCAAGAACGAGAUGGCCUUCCUGUGCCCACAGUGCGGGAAGAACUUCACGCGGCCCUCCCACCUCCUGCGCCACCAGCGGACUCACACCGGCGAGCGGCCCUUCCAGUGCAGCCAAUGCGAGAAGACCUUCAGCGAGAAGUCCAAGCUCACCAACCACUACCGCAUCCACACCCGCGAGCGCCCGCACGCCUGCGCCGUCUGCGGGAAGGGCUUCAUCCGCAAGCACCACCUCCUGGAGCACCAGCGCAUCCACACGGGCGAGCGGCCCUACCACUGCGCCGAGUGCGGCAAGAACUUCACCCAGAAGCACCACCUCCUGGAGCACCAGCGGGCGCACACCGGCGAGCGGCCGUACCCCUGCACCGAGUGCACCAAGUGCUUCCGCUACAAGCAGUCCCUCAAGUACCACCUGAGGACGCACGUGGGAGAGUGA
This is a messenger RNA of Gallus gallus (chicken), 4022 nucleotides long. Its product is annotated as zinc finger protein 398-like. Gene Ontology annotation, biological process: regulation of DNA-templated transcription. The record is from RefSeq and is a predicted model, not a curated record. The transcript is spliced from 13 exons. Lineage: Eukaryota; Metazoa; Chordata; Aves; Galliformes; Phasianidae. Bases 69 to 4022 code for a protein of 1317 amino acids.